Molecule: messenger RNA, 1938 nt
Organism: Benincasa hispida (wax gourd)
Lineage: Eukaryota; Viridiplantae; Streptophyta; Magnoliopsida; Cucurbitales; Cucurbitaceae
Product: camphor resistance CrcB family protein
Biological process (GO): fluoride transmembrane transport
Cellular component (GO): plasma membrane
Molecular function (GO): fluoride transmembrane transporter activity
Source: RefSeq, a predicted model, not a curated record
GGCACUGCUUUGACUUUAUUUUCUCUUUGCGUGUUCAUGUUUCCCCACCAGCAUUUAUUGUAUACAUACACAUGUCGUUACCUCCACAAACGAUUACAUAUUUCUUAAAUUAAUCUCCUCGUCAAUUUAUUUGCUUUAAAAGUUUCUCUCUUAGUGGAAAACAUGUCUUCUGAGUCCCAAAUAAAUUAUAAUUUUGUAUUAAUCAAUCCUCCUUGAGAUUUCAUAAUUGGUUUGCUAACCCGUGGAUGGAGGAAUUGAUUCUCUGCUUCUCCAACCAAUCAUACGUUAUUUUAUCCCAUAUUAGGGUUCAUGGAUUAUGGGAGUAGCAACCCAGAAGCCAGACAAGGAAUUCCACUUAAUCGAGCAAGAAGUUUAGGCACUUCAUUUAGAAGAAACUCAUUUAACUCUUCUGUCGAUCAGCCUCCCCAAACUGAUCACGAUGCUGAAACCGAGAGUGUGUCAGAGGCAGGAGACAUAGGAGAUCGUGCUCUUUACAGCAACAGAUUUAGUGAUAGUGAGCGUUUUAGCUUGUCUCUUGAUCGUGCUUUAGAGAAUGGUGGAAUAAUUGCACCUAUUCCAGAGAACAUCUUCUUGCAAUCCUAUGGAUUUCGGGGUCGUGAGUCUGCAACAUUUAAUACUACUGCUGUUUCUUCUGUGCCACCUCCAGGAGAGGAAAAUGUAGUUCAUUCUGAAGACACAAAGCAAGAAAGCAAGAGAAAGCUGUCCAAGCUGUUGGAGUAUGUAACCUGCCUUGUUCAUCUUGCUGUUUUUGGAAUUCUUGGGGUCUUGACUAGGUAUGGACUACAGAAGUUGUUUGGUCCAGAGAAUGCAAACGUUACCAGCAACGAGACGAUUCUGUAUCCUGAUCUUCCUUCCAAUAUGGUGGGAUCAUUCUUGAUGGGAUGGUGGGGUGUGGUAUUCAAAGGAGACAUAUCUGACAUUUCAGAUUAUCUAGCCAUUGGACUAACAACGGGUUACUUGGGAAGCCUAACAACAUUCAGCGGAUGGAAUCAGAAAAUGUUGGAUCUCAGCGUCGAUGGCCACUGGCUCUUUGCAAUCCUUGGUUUCCUCAUAGGCUUGUUUCUGGUGGCCUACUCAAUAAUCUUUGGAAUAGAGACAGCAAAGGGCUUCCGGUGGAUUUUGAGAAGAAAAGAUAUAAGCUGCAGUUGGUGCUGCAAAGUGGACAGUUACAAGCGCCACAUUGCAGCAAUGAUGGGGUUUUCCCUCAUACUAAUUCUACUAUGGAGCGUGAGUGGGAGUCUGCUAGAUAAAGAUUUCAGCAGGGGUAAGGGGGCGGAGCUGUGGGUGGGUUGUCUGGUGGGGCCAGUGGGGGUGUGGGUGCGGUGGUUCUUGGCCAGGCUGAAUGGGCGUGGAGUGGGGCGGUGGAAAUGGGUGCCGAUUGGGACUCUAAUAGCAAAUGUUUCGGCGGCGUGUGUGAUGGCAGCGCUGGCGACGGUGAAGAAAGCGGUGAAAACGGAGAGAGUGGAGACAGUGGCGAGUGGGAUGCAGCUGGGGCUGUUGGGUUGUUUGAGCACGGUGUCAACUUUUGUUGCAGAGUUCAAUGCGAUGAGGUUGAGCGAGGAGCCAUGGAGAGCAUAUGCAUAUGCGGCCCUCACGAUGGUCAUUUCCUUUGGAUUUGGCAUCUUGAUUUACUCUGUGCCCGUCUGGGCCAAGGGACUCAAUGAGUAAUGGUAAUGUAAAGCCCCAGUUUGCAUUUUUUUUCCUUAAUAUUUGGUUAAGUUGUUUAGAAACCAUGGUAGUUUUGAGUUUUAGUUAGUCUUUUUUGGGUGGUUUUAAAGGAAUCCUCCUUGAUGAUUUUUAUCCGAGAAUGUAAUUAGGAAGAAGUAAAUAAGUUUUAUAGAGACAGUCUCUAUGUUGAAUAAAUUACUAAUUUUAUUGUGAUUGUACGUGAUAGAUAAGAUAUCUAUUAGAUAUCAA